Uncinocarpus reesii 1704 is the source of this 1881-nucleotide messenger RNA. RefSeq lists its product as uncharacterized. Gene Ontology annotation, molecular function: xenobiotic transmembrane transporter activity; antiporter activity. The transcript is spliced from 2 exons. Gene Ontology annotation, cellular component: membrane. Gene Ontology annotation, biological process: xenobiotic detoxification by transmembrane export across the plasma membrane. The coding region runs from base 1 to 1881 and encodes 626 amino acids. NCBI's taxonomy places the organism in Eukaryota, Fungi, Ascomycota, Eurotiomycetes, Onygenales, Onygenaceae. The record is from RefSeq and is a predicted model, not a curated record.
AUGUCGCCGCCCUUUGACAACUCCGACGAGACCGGCAACCAUGAUGCGGCCGCGAACGGACGCCCUGAUAUGGUGGAGGACGACCCGCUCCUUGGGACGUCUCCUUUAGCUCGAACCACCAGUCACUCCCUCGCAGGUUCAUAUCGAAGACCAAGCUUUUUUACCGUGGGAGCACGAGGGACUGUGGUGCCACAUGCCAUGGACCAUGACCGGUUGACCCAGCAGGAAUGGGAGGAAGCGGUUGAGGAAGAGAGGGAUUUGCUGAUCGACAACAAUGUGCUCCCAACGAGCGCUGUCUCUCAUAAACAACAGGGCCUACAGCGGAAGAUAAGCGGAUUGCUGUCCCAGACCCUUAGACAGUCGCACGGAGAGCCGCCGCAAGUAAGCAUGGCUCAUCCAACGGCGCUCCCGGUUGCUGCUGGCCCCAGUGAAACGACGGCUCUGUUAGGGCCACCCCUAGAAGGUGUCAAAACAUCAGACAGUGCCAGAAUCAUUGACAAGACUUGGGAGGAAGCCGUGGAAGCAGGCCUGAUUCACACAACAUGGCAGCGUGAAGCAAAAGUCCUCGUCAAGUAUACGGCGCCGUUGAUGGUUUCGUUCCUGCUCCAGUACUCUCUGACCGUGGCCAGUAUAUUCACCGUCGGCCAUUUGGGAAAAAUAGAACUUGGCGCUGUCAGUUUGGCUAGUAUGACAGCCAAUAUCUCCGGCUAUGCGAUAUACCAAGGCCUUGCAACCAGUCUGGACACCCUCUGUGCCCAGGCGUAUGGGUCUGGACGAAAAGACUUGGUAGGCCUGCAGAUGCAGAGAAUGAUAUGGUUCCUGUGGACUCUCACGAUCCCAAUUGGCAUUGUAUGGAUCUUUGCUGAUAAAAUCCUCAUGGCCAUUGUGCCAGAAAAACAAGUCGCCAUAUUGGCUGGACGAUACCUGAAGGUUGUCCUUUUGGGCGCUCCAGGUUACGCUUGUUUUGAGGCGGGCAAGCGGUUUGUUCAAGCGCAAGGCCUUUUCUCGGCACCGCUCUUUGUGCUUAUCAUCUGUGCGCCUCUCAAUGCUUUCAUGAACUGGCUCUUUGUUUGGCAUUUUGGAAUGGGCUUUACUGGCGCCCCUCUCGCUGUCGCUAUUACAGAUAAUCUUCUCCCGCUCCUCUUGUUCCUAUACGUCUAUUUCAUUGGUGGCAGAGAGUGCUGGAACGGGUUUACCCGUCGUGCGUUUGCCAACUGGGGACCCAUGAUUCGCCUCGCUCUACCGGGAUUUCUCAUGGUUGAGGCUGAAGUCCUCGCAUUUGAACUGCUCACACUCGCCUCCUCCUAUUUUGGCACCACUGUCCUUGCUGCUCAGUCGGUGCUUGCUACGAUCUCCAGUAUCAUGUUCCAAAUCCCCUUCCCAUUUUCUAUUGCGGCCAGCACGCGCAUUGCAAAUCUGAUCGGUGCGACUUUGACGGACUCGGCACGCGUCACCGCCAAGGUCAGUAUGGUAGGCGCUAUUAUCCUUGGAGUAAUCAACAUUACACUCUUAUCGUCUCUGCGGCAUUACAUUCCCUUUCUAUUUACCUCCGAUCCUGAUGUCGUCGCCGUCGUUGCGCAAGUGCUCCCUAUUUGCGCCUCAUUCCAGGUUUGUGACUCCUUCGCGACGAAUUGCAAUGGUAUUCUACGUGGUCUUGGCAGACAGUCCUUCGGUGGCUACGUCCAGCUAUUCUGCUAUUAUGUGGUUGCUUUGCCGAUCGGUUUUGGGACUGCCUUUGGUCUAGAAUGGCAUCUGUGGGGUCUAUGGGGCGGCGUUGCCAUCGGUUUACUUCUUGUCGGCUUGAUCGAGGGUGUAUAUCUGUCAAGAGUCGAUUGGGAACGGUCAGUUGAUGAUGCGAAAAAGCGAAAUGCUUUGGCUUAA